AUGACAUUGCGCCUCACGUCUGCUCCGGUAUCAGGCGUCAAGAAACGAAAGUCCGCUGCACCGAAACCCCGAGCCUCGCCCUUUGCCGGCCAUGCGCGCCGCAAACCCACCUCGAGUGCCACCAGCUUGAAGUCCGUGGAUUUUGGGCAGGACGAUCCGCUGCCAGAUGUAGGUGGGUCGCACUACAUAUCGGAGACAUCACCGGUGCAGAACGUACUUCAGGCCAUUCAAUACAUCCGCGAUGGCAUGUUCGAAGAGCUCCCGGCACGAGCGGGAAUGAACAGUACGCGAAUUGCGGAACUCCUCAAUCUUCGUCGGUCGUUACCCCCGCUGGCUUCGGUCGCCCAUGUCCAUACCUUGUUGGAGGCUCCCACGCAGGUGGAAAGGGAGAUCGUCGAGUUGGUCAAAACUGGUCAGAUUCGGCGACUCAUCAUCCCGGGUCGCGGUAACGAUGCAGCGGGGCUCGGCGAUUGCUUGGUGCUGGCAGAGGACUGGGAAAAACUAGUGCAGGAAAGCCCUGCUCUGGAGGAACCAGUGAAACAGAAAUUCCUCGACAUCCUCAAGCGGAUGGGGACCUCCUCGGCGAUAUCGCAGGGGGUCUUUACCACCGAUGAGUACAGAGCUUUGCUGCGUGCUGGAUUCAUAGUUUCUUCGUCGUCUUUCACGCAAGGCUCCCUCAGCGUCGCCUCGCUCCCCAAUUUACCUACAAUGGCAGCUUCAUCAGCAAGUCGGGGUGGAUCGAAUCGCUCGCCCUCCAACCCUGAGCGUAGUGUACAAUCAGAUGCUCAGGCUCGUGCUGCGACUCUCUUCUUGUCUCUUCCAAACACGGGGUCUUAUCUUCGCUUGCUGGGAUCAGGUCGCGCUCAUCUUCUGGCGCUGCUCAAGCGAUCCGCCUCUGGCGAAGCGCCUGUGGGAUUACUAAAAGACCGGUGGGAUGGGGCCGUUGAAACCGAGAAAAGCUUUCAUUUAGCCAAGCGAGCUCGCGGGGAGUUUGCAGGAGUGCUCCCUGGAAAAACCAAAAAGUGGAAAGACUUGAAUGGAAUGCAUUUCCGGUGGGUGCUUGAAGAAGCCUUGGGAGCGGGGCUUGUUGAGAUGUUUGAGACUGGCAGCGUGGGACCUGGAAUCCGCUGUCUAUAG
This is a messenger RNA of Penicillium olsonii, 1137 nucleotides long. The record is from the annotation of a GenBank genome assembly. Lineage: Eukaryota; Fungi; Ascomycota; Eurotiomycetes; Eurotiales; Aspergillaceae.